AUGGAGAACAAGCGCAACCGAAAAAGUGACAAUCUAAAGAAGCUACCAUUCGAAUUGAUAAAACUGAUUACAAAUGAUUUCUCCGAGGAGCUUGGGCGCGGUGCGUUUGGACAAGUCUUCAAGGGAGUGCUGGAAGAUGGAGAAGAGGUUGCUGUGAAGAUGCUCCAUUUCAUGCCUAAUAUCAGUGACCAGCAGUUCGAAAACGAAUUUGAAAUCCUUAAGCAUCUCAAGCAUCCCAAUAUUGUCCGACUAGUAGGGUUCUGCGAUGAAGCUAAAGAAGAACUCGUAGAGUACAAUGGUAAACUAAUAGUUUGUCAAAGGAUACACAGGGCACUCUGCCUUGAGUAUAUGCCCAAUGGAAGCCUUGGCAAGCUCCUUCAUGGUUGGUGA
Molecule: messenger RNA, 390 nt
Organism: Miscanthus lutarioriparius
Lineage: Eukaryota; Viridiplantae; Streptophyta; Magnoliopsida; Poales; Poaceae
Source: the annotation of a GenBank genome assembly